CCCGUCAUGGCAAAUCUUCAAAGACUGCCGGUGUGAGCUCUGAGAUCUAAUCGGUCUCUUUCAACUGAAGUUUUCGUGUUUAAUUGCCGGAGAGCAUGUUGCACGGGGUCGGAAGGCGUUUGCCAUGAGAUUUCUGCUCCGAGCUGGUGUUGUGCGAGCCGCCCUUCACCCGGCAUCACAACGAUGUCUUUCAACGACGCCACGACUAUGGGCCAGCGUCAAAUUGGCCGAAACAAGCUCUGAGAAUGGGAAGCCAUCGAUUGCUGAGACGCUGGCAGCAAACAACAAGCCCAAUAAGCGCUCAAAAGUCUCUAGUCGUUCGCGAACCAGUUCUGUGAGCAAAGGCCAUGAUCCCAAAUCACGCCUGCGUCUGGACGACAAGAAAAAGUACACCGGCCGCCAUGCUGUGUUCCGAUCUACCGUGUUGGCGCGCUUCCAGAGCGUUCUGAAGCGGUUCGAUUCGUCUGAUGUGUCCCUUGCCGGCGCCGGCGAGGAUGAGCUCAACCGCCAGGCCUCCCUCUUUAUGGACGUCCUAGACCAAGCCUUUGCAUUGGCGGAGCAAAACAUCACUCGAAGAGACAGGAACCCUCUGUUCUGGAACCUCCGAGAUGCCUUUAUCCUGAAGGAUCUCAAGGGUCUCUCCAACGAGAUUCAGUACUCAUUCCAAUCGUUCCUAAUCCGACAGCGCUUUUCGAAAGGACUGGAAGAGAGUCACAAGCGCUUGCUCGAUUUCCGAUUCCCUCACGAGUGGUUUCCCGCUACGCGAGCCAUGCAACGUACCGUUCACGUUCACGUCGGGCCCACCAACUCAGGCAAGACAUACCGAGCCCUCCAGGCACUGGAGAACUCGAAACGAGGUGUCUACGCUGGACCUCUUCGGCUCCUUGCCACCGAAGUCUACCAGCGACUCACGGCCAAGGGCGUACCUUGCGCUCUGCUGACCGGAGAGGAAGUACGGAUCCCAGAAAAUACGGAUCAAUUCUUCUCAAGCUGCACAGUGGAAAUGACGCCUCUCAACGAAAAAUUCGACGUUGCUGUUAUCGACGAGAUUCAGAUGAUUGGAGAUGCGGAUCGUGGUUCGGCUUGGACCUCGGCUCUGCUGGGCGUCCAAGCCAAGGAAGUCCACGUCUGUGGCGAGGAGCGUACGGUCAAGCUGCUCCAGUCACUUUGCGCCCUCAUUGGAGAUGAAUGUAUCGUACACCGAUACGAGCGACUAAGCCCACUCGAAGCCAUGGAUACUGCGAUUGACGGUGAUUACAACAAACUUGAGAAGGGCGACGCCAUUGUCGCCUUUAGCCGACUUAAUCUGCACGCCUUGAAGCGAAGCAUCGAGAAGCACACCGGCCGGCGCUGUGCCAUCAUCUACGGCUCCCUCCCCCCUGAGGUGCGCGUCCAACAGGCUGCGCUGUUCAACGACCCGGACAACGACUACGAUUACAUUGUGGCAAGCGACGCCAUUGGAAUGGGCUUGAACCUCGAGAUCCGACGAGUUGUCCUUGAAUCCGUCACAAAGUUUGACGGGAGCCAGCACCGACUGCUCACCUUUCCCGAACUGAAACAGAUUGGUGGCCGCGCUGGACGGUACCGGACGGCCAGGAACGCCACGGAAUCUACCCCGGAAGGCGAAAUCGAAGCGCAAAAGAUUGGAUACGUCACCGCCAUGGACCGAGCGGAUUUGAAGAAUAUUCACCGAGCCUUUGACUCUCCAGCUGAUGACCUCGCGGCCGCCUACAUCAACCCCCCAGCGGCAGUGAUAGAGCGCUUCGCGACCUACUUUCCCCGCGGCACGCCCCUAUCAUUCAUCCUGAUGCGCAUUCGAGAGCUGGCCUCUGUUGGCAAUAAAUUCCUCCUCAGUGUCCCGACAGACGUGUUAGAGAUUGCCGACGCCAUCCAAGACAUUCCGCUGACCAUCUACGACCGACUGACUCUCUGCCACGUACCCGUGUCGGUCCGAGCCGACCAGUCAAUUGCGGUGCUACGCGCCCUAGCAACCAUUAUAUCCAAAAACGAAAACGGAGACUUGCUCAACAUCAAGGAGAUUCCCCUAGAGUCCUUGGACGUACAGCAGAAGGAUUUCAGCGGCUCCCCACAAGAUUACCUCUAUAUGCUGGAGUCCCUCCACGUCUCCAUCAACCAGUACGUCUGGCUGUCUUAUCGAUACUCGGGCAUGUUCAGAAGCCAAGCACUGGCGUUCCAUGUGCGAUCCCUGGUUGAGCAGAGACUUGUUGAGACGCUGGAGAGGCUGGACUUUACCGACGAGGAUCUCGAGUACCAGCGAAAGUCCAAGCGACUCCAGGUGCAUGCGCGGAUGAAUACAAAGCGCGCUAUCGAGGAGAUCGAGGCGGAUGGGGACUUGAGCCCGGCUCACGACCAGGCGGUACCCUAUGCCCCAGUUGGGUAAGGAGGUGGAAUGCACUCUUGAACGGCACCUCAAACGCUCAUGAGGAUUUGUAUGAGCUUGACGAGAAGGACAUGUCAAUGAAUGGCACGAUAGCAUGUACUGCAUGGCGUUUGGUGAGGGUCCAAUGACUGUAAAAAUAUUAGACUACCUUAGGAUUGGAUAUCCCGGUGUAAUUGUAGACCCAUCAUGGUGUACCAGUAUUCUGUACUAUAGGAUAGGACGAGACAUAGGUGCAUUUGUCCGAAGAACAUUAUUCUCUCCAA
This is a messenger RNA of Ilyonectria robusta, 2664 nucleotides long. Its product is annotated as P-loop containing nucleoside triphosphate hydrolase protein. Bases 125 to 2401 code for a protein of 758 amino acids. Gene Ontology annotation, molecular function: ATP binding; RNA helicase activity; hydrolase activity, acting on acid anhydrides. Gene Ontology annotation, biological process: RNA catabolic process; mitochondrial RNA 3'-end processing. Gene Ontology annotation, cellular component: mitochondrial degradosome. NCBI's taxonomy places the organism in Eukaryota, Fungi, Ascomycota, Sordariomycetes, Hypocreales, Nectriaceae. The record is from RefSeq and is a predicted model, not a curated record. The transcript has 2 exons.